This is a messenger RNA of Lolium perenne, 2448 nucleotides long. RefSeq names its product phospholipase A1-II 1. The record is from RefSeq and is a predicted model, not a curated record. NCBI's taxonomy places the organism in Eukaryota, Viridiplantae, Streptophyta, Magnoliopsida, Poales, Poaceae. Gene Ontology annotation, biological process: lipid metabolic process. Gene Ontology annotation, molecular function: glycerophospholipid phospholipase A1 activity.
GAAGCUGGAUCACUUUGGAUGAAACGAUUCUUGAAUAUGGUAUUUGACCACGUAAUGCUGUUUUAUAUUUAGGCCAACAUGACACUAGGCUCUCUGCUUUGCAGUUUUCAUACAGUGUGCCAUGGAUCCAUUGAAGCCUGAAGGGUAGCAUUUUUGCAGAAUAGUUGGAUAGCAACUCAUAAAUUCAUUUUUUUGGCUCCUGCCAGCAUGCAAUGGUGCAUUUUCUUUCACGUGAGCUGAUGAGCAUAGGCCUGGCCUCACAUGAGGGAUGGAACAUUAAUCUGUGUUUGAUGGUUUCAUUUUAUCCGAGAGAAGUUCAAAAUGGGAUGCCAAUCACAUUAUGUAUAAUAGUUGUCUCAGCUGUUGUGGUGAACAAUGAUAUCAAAGCUCAAAAGAAAAGUUAUUUGGCAAAAGGGCCUGUGAGGCCGAUCUCAAAAGAAUACAAUGGAUUAUUGCUCUCUCACAACUCCCUUGCAUAUUUCGGAACUUCCGUAUCCUUUAUCUAUACAAGAAUCUAGUGCUUAAUGAAAUCAGCAUCUGACCAUACCUUCCUUGUAUCUUCAUUAUGAUUGCCUACUUCAAGCUUUGGGGGAUCCGGUGUAUUUAUCGUGCUUGUCUGGUAAUCUACACUUAGCAUUGACAAUUUCAAUCCAAUGCACUCAUGCAUGCCUUGGUAAUGAAAUCAGCAUUAAGGAUGCAUGUAUGCCUGGAUGGAUGGUUGCCAAGCCAGGCUAAAGAUUUGGUAGGGUGAGAGAGAAUGACAGGGGAGCUCUUCUACAUACAUAUUGGACUGAAAGUUUAAUGGAGAAGCCAGCAGCCUAGCAUUAUUCCUAUAUAUAUCAAGCGGAAUAAGAAGUUGUGGGCUCUUGUGGCUUGCAAGAAACAAAGCAACACAAGCAGAAACACUUCAUGCCAAAUACUCAAAUAUGAGUUCUCUAAGAGGGUUUGGAAAUAUUGCCAGAAAAUGGAGAGAACUCAACGGUGUGAAUCACUGGAAGGGGCUACUUGAUCCUCUUGACGUCGACCUCCGGAAGAAUAUCAUCAACUACGGUGAGCUCUCACAGGCAGCCUACACUGGGCUCAACAGAGAGAGAAGAUCAAGGUACGCUGGGUCUUGCCUCUUCAGACGCAAGGACUUCCUCAGCAGGGUAGAUGUAUCGAACCCUAAUCUAUAUGAGAUUACAAAGUUCAUAUAUGCAAUGUGUACGGUCAGCUUGCCUGAUGGGUUCAUGGUGAAGUCAUUGUCAAAGGCUGCAUGGAGCAAGCAGUCAAAUUGGAUAGGGUUUGUUGCUGUGGCCACCGAUGAGGGUAAGGAAGUGCUUGGGAGGCGGGAUGUUGUGGUGGCAUGGCGAGGGACAAUACGGAUGCUAGAAUGGAUGGAUGACCUUGAUAUUUCCUUGGCGCCUGCUUCAGAAAUAGUAUGUCCAGGCAGUGUUGACGACCCCCGUGUUCAUGGAGGGUGGUUGUCUGUUUACACGAGUACUGACCCAGGGUCUCAGUACAACAAACAGAGUGCACGCUGUCAGGUGUUGAACGAGAUCAGAAGGUUACAGGAGGUGUACAAGCAAGAGGAGACCAGCAUCACCAUUACAGGCCACAGCCUUGGGGCUGCUCUUGCCACCAUCAGUGCCACUGACAUUGUCUCCAAUGGCUAUAACAACAGCUGCCCGGUCUCGGCCUUCGUGUUUGGUAGCCCCAGAGUGGGCAACUCCGACUUCCAGAAAGCAUUUGACACUGCAGAAGACUUAAGGUUGCUCCGUGUUCGGAACUCCCCCGAUGUGGUCCCAAACUGGCCAAAGCUAGGAUACAGCGAUUGCGGCACAGAGCUCAUGAUCGACACAGGGGAAUCACCCUACAUCAAGACCCCUGGGAACCCGUUAACAUGGCAUGACAUGGAGUGCUACAUGCAUGGUGUUGCUGGGACACAGGGGAGCAAUGGAGGGUUUGAGUUGGAGGUUGAUCGAGACAUCGCGUUGGUAAAUAAACAUGAAGAUGCACUGAAGCACGAGUAUUCAAUUCCAUCAUCUUGGUGGGUGGUAGAGAACAAAGGUAUGGUGAAAGGCAAGGAUGGCCGGUGGCAUCUGGCCGACCAUGAGGAUGAUGACUGAUUUAGCCAGCCAGUUGGUCUUUUUACCUGACGCAAUCAUCACUGUGACAACCGGGCAACUAGUUGCAACUAGCAAGCUUUGACUUAAUACGCUAAUAAAGCAAGCUUUGCUUGCUUAAAACAGGGGACAUGUUCAUCGUGUGCUGAUUGUUUAAGCGAAGAUAUGUAUCCUGUUGUGUUCGAAUUCAUACUUUUCAAUGAUUUUAUUUUGAAUCACACUUACCUGAUGUAAUCAAGACUCAAAUUUGUUCAGCUGUGACGUUUUGACACCAAUACAAUGUUAAGAACACUUUAUGCUUGUUGUUUUUCUCUGUUCCAAACUUGUUGAAUUAUCACCUCAA